Molecule: messenger RNA, 1958 nt
Organism: Physcomitrium patens
Lineage: Eukaryota; Viridiplantae; Streptophyta; Bryopsida; Funariales; Funariaceae
Product: putative protein phosphatase 2C 58
Biological process (GO): protein dephosphorylation
Molecular function (GO): protein serine/threonine phosphatase activity
Source: RefSeq, a predicted model, not a curated record
AUCCAGAACGAAGGGUAGUCGUCCUGGUCGCCGCCGCCGGCGUCGUCACGAGCACCGUCGUUCGUGGUGAUGGUGGUGGUGGGGCUUGUUGUUCGUGGAGGAGGGGGAGAGGGGCAGUGGUUGUAGUUCAUCUGGAUUUUCGGAUCCCGUGAGGGAGGGAAGGAAGGAGUCGUAAUCCUCUCCCUUCCUUGCUAUUCUUAUUAUAACAUGUUAUUAGUUCUCUUUUUCCUUUUUUUUGUGUGUGUGUUUGGUCGGGAGAGGGAGAGAGUUGGGUAUCUGGAGGGUGGUGCACAAAUUGUUGUUUCUUCUGCUUCUUCGGCUGCUGCUUCUGUUUUCUCGUUUUCGUCUGCCUCGUCGUCGGCGUCGUCGGCGUCGUCUUCGUCUGCUGCAUCUUUCUUUCUUCGUUUUUUCUUCUGUGGUACAGUGCUGCUCCCUCCUCACGUGGUUGGGGUUUGGAGGUGGAGGUGGAGUUUGCUGACUCUCUCUCUCUCUUUGUGGAGAGCAGUGAGCUUAGGGUGGGGAGGAAAGAGACCUAGGGAGACCUGGAAGGGAGGGAUAGAUAGAUACUUAGGGAGAAGGUGAAGGGGACUGGUUUGGUGGACCGGCAGUGCGCCUCGAGGAGUGAUUUUUUUUUGUUCGGUAGCAGCAGAAGAAGAAGAAGCUGGCUGGCUGUGCUGGAGCGUGGUGGAGUCGCUUGUGUCGUGCUUGUAGUACGGGCAAGAUUGAAAUUGGUCAUUCCAGGGAAGAGAAGGUUGUUUACAAGACUUGUACGCUUCCCCGCAGUGAGUUUUGCUAGUCCGCGGCUUAACAAUCAAACAAUACUACGACCUUACUUCUGCCAGCAACAAUGCCUUUCAGAGAUCACAUUUUCCCACUUAGAGACUGCCUCGGUGCUCUAGCCAAAAUGUGGUCUAGUUUCUUUAAUCCUCAGAUGGCUUCAGGCGAAGAAUCUAUUUCCUUUGGUCACUACUUGGUGAAAGGUAAAUCAAGACAUGCUAUGGAAGAUUACCACGUUGCCGAGAUUCAGAAGGUGAAGGUGAAUGAGCAUGAACAUGAGCUUGGGUUAUUCGCAAUAUACGAUGGCCAUCUGGGACACAAUGUAGCUGAUUAUCUGCAGCAAAACCUCUUCACAAACAUAUUGAACGAGAGUGGUUUCUGGAGUGAUCCGAAGGCAGCCAUUGAAAACGCUUAUAAGAAAACAAAUGUUCUCAUUCUUGACCGUGCACCUGAUUUGGGUCCAGGCGGCUCAACAGCAGUUACAGCAAUUCUUAUUGAUAACGAUCGCUUGUUAGUUGCCAAUGUUGGGGAUUCUAGGGCCGUCAUACUCCAGUCAGGAAUUGUUCAACAGCUUUCUGUUGAUCACGAACCUGGAGCUACUGCUGAAAAAAGUAGUAUAGAAAGUAAAGGUGGUUUUGUUUCAAACAUGCCAGGAGAUGUUCCUAGAGUUGAUGGUCAACUUGCAGUUGCCCGGGCUUUUGGUGAUAAAAGUUUGAAGGAUCACUUGAGUGUUGAACCCGACAUCAAAGAAGUGCGGAUUACUGCCGAAACUGAGCUGCUCAUUCUUGCUAGUGAUGGCCUUUGGAAGGUAAUGGAUAACCAGGAGGCAGUGAACCUAGUGAGGAGAAUCAAGGACCCAACUGCCGCAGCGAAGCAGCUUGCCAACGAGGCAGUGAGCCGCAAGAGCAAGGACGACAUUUCAUGCAUCGUGGUCCGGUUCAAAUGAUUUAGUCGUCUUGGCCCCCUCGUGUAUAUUCCGAUCGUUUAUUGCUCUGCAAGGAUUUUCCCAGCUUCUUACAUUAUCACUUCCUAAAUCAUCACUUUCCAUUUCUUCGGUGGUACUCAUUUGCAAGUUGGUUUUUCUGGAGAAGGAUGUCUAUUUCACACCUUAGACUAUGCUGAACAAACUCCUCACAUUUUAUGUAAUUUCUUGUUUGGAUGACAUCUCCCACCAUUUUCUA